This is a messenger RNA of Euleptes europaea (tarantolino), 1045 nucleotides long. It is a transcript of the gene ZCWPW2, whose product is annotated as zinc finger CW-type and PWWP domain containing 2. Lineage: Eukaryota; Metazoa; Chordata; Lepidosauria; Squamata; Sphaerodactylidae. The transcript is spliced from 8 exons. Gene Ontology annotation, cellular component: nucleus. The record is from RefSeq and is a predicted model, not a curated record. Gene Ontology annotation, molecular function: zinc ion binding. The coding region runs from base 8 to 1045 and encodes 345 amino acids.
CUGCUAUAUGGAUUCUCUAGCAGAUGACAAUUUUUAUUUAGACAAAGUGUGGAUACAGUGUGAAAACAGCAGUUGUUUAAAAUGGAGACUGUUAUCAAGGGAUGAUGCAGCACAUGUUGAUCCCAGUGCACAUUGGUAUUGUUAUAUGAAUGCUGAUCCAUGGUUUAAUAAAUGCUCUGAUUCUGAAGAAUGUUUUCCUGAGGCCUCUCAGUUUCGAAAACACGGAUUAAAGUAUGUUUAUUCAAAGCUUCCUUUAGGGAGUUUAGUUUUGGUGAAAAUGCAUGGGUGGCCACGGUGGCCUGGCAUUCUUUGUCCCGAUCCUGAUACUGGGCAAUAUGUGGUAUAUGAUUCAGAUGGAAAUGCUGAAAGUCAUCAUGUAGAAUUUCUGGGGAAACCCCAUUCCAGGGGAUGGGCUGCCAUAAGCUACAUAGACCAAUUUCCUAGCUCAUUUAAGCCUGACACAUGUAAGAGGGGAAAAAACUGGUUUGAAAGUGCAUUGGAAGAAGGCAUCAAAUCGCUUGCCUGUUCUGCUCAGGAAAGGCUCAAAAUGUGCUACUUAUCAAAAAAAGGUUCAGUUAAGAACAAAGAAGGUGAAACUGGUACAAUAUUGUGCAGCAAGACAGUGAAAGCUUGGACAAAAACUUGUAAUAAGAAAAGUAGCUCCAGAGUUGGAAGAAAGAGAAAGGAAAAAAUAAUGUGUUCUUUGGAAACUGCAGAAUCAGAAGAUAUUCUGUCAGCAGAAAAUCUAGUUGUCUCCGAGACAGAAAUUAUACUAAAAGAUUUGGACCAAAUUCUUGAGCAUGUUGCAGCCUCCUCCAAGCCAGCUUUUGAAUCAUUUGUGGAUAGAGAGGAUAAUAAUGUGAAGGAAGAGGUAGCUAACUGCUGUAUGGAGUUUACUGAAAAGGGGCCAAUGGAAAUCAAUACCCAAGAGGACUGUAUUAUAAUUGAUGGGAAAGCUUUCAAGGCUGGAGAGUGCAUUGAGAGCAUAACAGACAGGUUUAAGGAAAUAGAUUCUUUAAUGGCUGAAUUCCAAGACAGCUUGUAG